Nymphaea colorata (pocket water lily) is the source of this 1853-nucleotide messenger RNA. RefSeq names its product glycosyltransferase BC10-like. Gene Ontology annotation, molecular function: glycosyltransferase activity. Bases 258 to 1646 code for a protein of 462 amino acids. Gene Ontology annotation, cellular component: membrane. Lineage: Eukaryota; Viridiplantae; Streptophyta; Magnoliopsida; Nymphaeales; Nymphaeaceae. The transcript has 3 exons. The record is from RefSeq and is a predicted model, not a curated record.
AGAGCGGAGCCACCAGAUUUUGAUAAAAUAAAAUUUACAAAAGAUUAAUUUGAACAGAAAUACCGUGACCCUGUAAAAAAUGUUCACAGAUUUUAUUUAGUCGCUUUGCGGUCCACGCCUUGUAAUCUCUGUUUCUAUGGCUCUCAAUUUUGCCAAGCGCAGGUAUGUUGUUGGAAUGAUACGCAAAGACUAUGGAACUGCACCACCAACCAGAUGAAGUAGAAGCUUGAGUUGCACCGGAAACCAGCACACUGACCAUGGAGCGGAAGCUUGAUCAGCAACAUCCUCGGGCGGGUGAGCCGAUUCAUUUCUUGAAAUUCAGGUGCUACCCGUCUAAUCUCAUCCCCCACUUUGUUCUCUUCGCCUUUGGCAUCACUCUUGGUGUCCUUGCCAGCUUUCAGAUCCCUACCUACCUUCCCAUUUUGAAUCGAGCAGUAACAGCUUCUAACCUAUUUCCUCUCAACGUUUCUGCAAAUAAUCCCCCCCUCUGCGAUCAGAUUCACGGCAAAAACUCUUCACGUUCUCCUCCCUGUCAUGUUUGUAACGUAACAAUUAGCAGACCCAAUUGCAGCGCCACAAGAUCACAGCCCUCGUUAGAUGAACAACAGUGCAGAUCUUCUCGAACCAGACUUGAUCACACUGCCUGUGUUAAUGAUUCAGAGCACACGAAUUCUUCGAGGCAUUCGGAUAGCAUGAACACAGAAGUGGGCGCAGGUGAACUCAGGGAAUGGAUACGGCCUCCUUCUGUGAUGCAUGGAAUGAGUGAUGAGCAACUUUUGUGGAGGGCGUCCAUGGUUCCCAAGGUGGAAGAGUAUCCAUUUAAGAGGGUCCCCAAGGUUGCCUUCCUCUUCUUGACAAGGGGACCUCUUCCCUUAGCACCUCUGUGGGAGAGAUUCUUCAAGGGAAAUGAUGGUAAGUACUCAAUUUAUAUUCAUACCAGACCCUCCUACAAUGGAUCAGCCUCUCAGCAAUCGGUUUUCCAUGGAAGAAGAAUACCAAGCAAGAAAGUAACGUGGGGAAAUCUCAACAUGGUAGAAGCGGAGCGCCGCCUACUCGCGAACGCGCUGCUCGACUUCUCGAACCAGAGGUUCGUGCUCGUGUCCGAGUCGUGCAUCCCCAUCUUCCCGUUCUUCGUCGUCUACGACUACCUCAUCAACUCGAGCCAGUCCUUUGUUGAGAUAUACGAUGAUCCGAGUCUGUCCGGCCGCAGCCGGUACAGCGAUCGAAUGUACCCCGUCAUCAAGCGCCGGCAAUGGCGAAAAGGGUCGCAGUGGUUCGAGAUGGAUCGGAAGCUCGCCGUGGAGAUCGUCGGAGACAGGAAGUAUUUCAGGGAGUUUGUUAAGAUCAAGGGACGCCGGCAUCGUUGCCCGGACGAGCAUUACAUUCCGACGAUGGUGAACAUAGAGUUCGGGGCCUGGAAUUCGAACAGGAGCGUGACCUAUGUGGACUGGUCUGCGGACAAGGCUCACCCAGCCACGUUUAAGCGGUGGGACGUGACCGCUGACUUGAUGAAGAGACUGAGAGGUGGAAGCCAGUGCAUUUAUAAUGGGGAAUUGACAUCUGUCUGCUACCUGUUUGCUAGGAAGUUCCACCCUGAUGCUUUGGAUAGACUGAUGAAUUUGGGACACAAGGUCCUUGGAUUUUAGAGAGAUUGAUUCUUUUUGUAUUGAUCUGAAAAAAGCUAACAGAAGAUUCACUUACCGCAUUCGUUGCAGUAAGGAUUGUACAUAAAGAAAUGACCUAAGAUCAAAGAGAGAGAGGGAGAGAUUGUGAUUUUGACUGUUAGUCUGGAAACCCAGACUUAUGUAAUCAUCAAAAUUUUUAUGAAGACAAGUUUCACUCUGGCAGGUGAA